This is a messenger RNA of Styela clava, 3300 nucleotides long. Its product is annotated as fibroblast growth factor receptor-like. The record is from RefSeq and is a predicted model, not a curated record. Gene Ontology annotation, molecular function: ATP binding; transmembrane receptor protein tyrosine kinase activity. Gene Ontology annotation, biological process: protein phosphorylation; multicellular organism development; positive regulation of kinase activity. NCBI's taxonomy places the organism in Eukaryota, Metazoa, Chordata, Ascidiacea, Stolidobranchia, Styelidae. Gene Ontology annotation, cellular component: plasma membrane; signaling receptor complex.
GUUAGUGAUGACACGCAUAACUUAAAAAAUGCGAAUAUUUUCCGGCCACAUCGUGAAUUGACAGUUGUUUCAUUUAAAUAUAUUCUUCUUUGCGUUAAAUACCUAGAUUUUAUAAACUCGUUGUAAAUCAUAAUGAACCAAAAGUUGCAAGGCAUGUAUGCAUCGAAUGUUCUGUUAUUCCUCAUUUUAAAUACUGCUGUGUUCGGAAUACGCGAUAUGAAGGAAUGCAAGACACUGGCAAACAAGAAGGCCAUGAGCCCAAAUGGAUUUAAUGGAUCAUUUAUUAGAACUGGGUGGCUAAUGGAGAUCUUAGUUGAAAAAGGAGAAACUGCAGCAUUUACUUGCAAUCAUAUUGGAUUCAGGGACGAUGAUCCAGCUAAAUCACCCGACGUUGAACUGCAUUGGUUUCAUGGAACAGAAGAAAUAUUGCCAAAUGAACGAAUAAAGAUAAUGGGAUGUAACAAGAGGCCUUUCAUUUUGGGGACUAGGAUGUUCAUAGAAAACGUUACUAUCACGGACGUUGGAAAAUAUCAUUGUAAAUUAUGGCUCAAAGGAGGAUAUCCAAAUGAUCAAAUUGUAUUUGAAGAAGAUAUGACGUUACGAAUAAAAAGUUAUCGACCGACGGGUGAUAUCGACUUGACUACAAAUUCAUCUCAUUUAGAACAUCUUCAGGGUUCGCGAGCAAUGCCUGUUUGGAUCGUCUAUAUCGCAGUUGUGUCAUCUUUUCUGAUAGUUAUAACCAUUUCAAUAUACUGUUGUGUCUACUUAAGUAUUCCAGAUUCGAAAAAUUCACAAACAACUUGUUUACGAUACAUCUGCAAGAAAUUGCUAGGAUUUUCAAGAAAAAACAAAAGCGACGAAGAAGCAGAACUAGCUGUUUACUAUACAAACUCAACGGAGUCGAAAGAGCAUGAAGUACUAACUGAAAAAGAUUUGGAAUUGUUUUGUACAAAAUAUUCUUCUGUUUUUCCGUUUCUGACUGAGAGUGACGUCGAGGAAAUUUUCAAGAUGGAGAUUUCCAGGGAAAGACUUCAUUGCAAUCUGGAACACUCAAUGCCGAUUGUACUUGGAACCGGAAACUUUGGUCAAGUAUAUGCGGGAACAGUAACAGAUUCCAGAGGAUCAGUGACUCAUGUUGCGGUAAAGCGUUUAAACGAGGGUUACAGAACAGAAGAACUUGGAAAUUUUCUGAGGGAAGUCGUUACUUUGAUGAAAGCGGGAAGACAUGUCAACGUAAUUUCGUUGGUUGGAACAAUAGUACUGGACACACUGGAAGGCAAGACAUCCGACAGAAGCUUGAAAGUUCAAAGACCACCCAUACUAGUCAUGGAGCUUGCCACUGGAGGGAACCUAAGAAAAUUUUUACACGACAACAGAUUUAGCUUCACACCGUCUCAAAUUUCUCGAUUGGAAUUCGAGAAAGAUGAUUUCCAGAUAGACAUGGAAACUCUUCUGUCAUUUGGCCACCAGAUAUCCAAAGGAAUGGAGCAUCUCUCAAAUAAAAAUAUCUUACAUCGGGACUUGGCGGCUCGCAACGUUCUACUUACAGAAGACUUGGUGGUUAAGAUAGCUGAUUUUGGAUUAUCGAAAUUUAUGACAGAUGAAAAGCAGUAUUACAGAGUUAAUAACCACGGUAUUACUCCAGCAAAAUGGACUGCUCCUGAGUCGCUGUGGACCAGCAGAUUUACGGUUAAAUCUGACGUGUGGUCUUAUGGAGUUCUUUUGUGGGAGAUAUUGACUCUUGGGAAUCAGCCAUACGCAACUGUUCCUGCGUGUAAAUUAUAUGAAUAUCUUACUACAGGAAAUAGAUUGAAGCGGCCGAACCUGGCCUCGUUUGAAUUAUACGAAAUCAUGCUCAUGUGCUGGUCAUGGGACCCAAAAGAGAGGCCAGAUUUUACGAUUCUCUCCCAAAUGAUGAAACGCAUUUUGGUUGCUGUUUCUAACCAACCCUACAUCGAAUUUGCAAAUGCGAGAAGUCGUCUUACAGCAUAUUCAACAGAGCGUGACUCGGGGUUAUCUUGUGGAAAUAGUUCAAUGACAGAAACAGAGUCUUUUGAUUCCAUGAGUGAACGGACGUAUAGCGCAACAUCGUGUGACACUUACACAAGUACGGAAACAGUAAUCGCUAAACAACAACAGCAACAACGUUAUUCUGCCGGCAUCGUUUAUGAAAUCAUGAAUCCACUUUAUGAAAAUCAGUCAACUGAAAGCAUCGGUAACAGAUGAUUACAAUACUGUUUAUAAGUAACGUCACCAGAAUACGUAAACGAAGCAAAUCACGCAAAGAAGAUGACAGAUCCAAGUCCAUCUUGAACGCAGUAUGGAAAGUAUUCCAACUCGAAUAGUUGGCGACAAUGUGAAAAGCACCAAAUCCAUCCUCGUUAUACCACUGCAAAGCAACUUGAGACAAAGCACAACUUCCAUAAUCAUAUAAGCAACAUACGGUCUCAGUCUACCUCCAAACGAUGUUGUUCUAUUGUGAUAAAGACUUUGAUGAACAGAAAAUUGAUUUUGUUUUGCUCGAACUGUUCGUAGUCUGCUUCUUAUUUUUCGAUUGAAUUGAAUUAUGUUCAAUGCUCAUGCUCAAAUUUCGCCAUUUCAAAAAUAGUAGCUAUUUUACAUACACAUCAGUAGGGGCCGUGUUCGAAGCUGAAAUGCAAAGCGUGGGAUGUCAGAAAUAUCUCCAAAUCCAAAGUUUUUCAUUAUACAUUGUGCUGUAUAUAAUUGUACGCCACUAAAUUUUUACAUUUCAUCCCACACUAAACACAUUAGAGAGCUUCUUUAAAUUAUUCAACUGAAUAAAACAUUAUACAUAUGUUUAAACCGUUCGAUGUAUCACGACAUCCUUGGUUAGGUGUUGUUGUUGUUAUAUGUUUUAUGGCGCUUAUAGCUUCAGUGGUCUUUUGCGCCAUUGAUCAAUUCAAAUUUAAAAAUACUAUACUAACAUAUAAUACAAUAUUUACUAAUAUAUAACUAUACAAUUGAAUCAAUUGCAAUAAGUAAUUAUUUCUAAACAUUUCUGCCCGUAGAUAAAACAAAUUCGAUAACAGUUUCAAUAAUGUCCAUGUUACUAAGCACUUCUUCCAAAGUCAUUUGCAGUUUAAGUUUUCUGGCUUUGCUAAUGACUGGGCUCCUUUGAUGAUUAUAUCGUUGACAAUGCAAUAGGUAGUGGGCUACGGUCUCGGGUACGAAACACUGUUCACAAAAUCCGUCAGAAUGACAGCCAAUUUUAUGUAGAUGUGCAUUCAGGGCACAAUGACCACUUUGCAGUCGGAAUAAAAGAACUUGAUAUUUACGUGA